Messenger RNA from Rotaria sp. Silwood2, 252 nucleotides. The record is from the annotation of a GenBank genome assembly. NCBI's taxonomy places the organism in Eukaryota, Metazoa, Rotifera, Eurotatoria, Philodinida, Philodinidae.
AUGUAUAUUUUUGCUCAUCGAUUGGAACUACUAGAAAAUGCUGAUGGAAAUAUGGUCGAUCCAAGCAAAGAGCAUCGAAGUGAUUUAUGUGCCAGAUGUCAAGCGUUGGGAAAAUCUUGCACGGGAAAGGGAAAUUUCAUCAAGGUUAAGCCUGCUCGAUCAUUGGCUGAUGCUUGGGCGCAUCCUGAUAUUGCUAAAGAUGUUUUUCCUACACCAAAAAGGACUAUAUCCAGUGAUUCGGAAUCGGACUAA